UCUUUUUAGUUGUUAUUUUUGAAAUUCAAGAUAACAUUAAUUGUGGUUUAAAAAAAAAGAUAAUUUUUGUGACAAGAAAAUGUUCAGGUUGAAUGCGAUGAACAGAGUCCUCCUCAACCUUCGCCACCCUCUACUUCCUCUCUCCGCCACACUUCCAUCAACACGAUUAAUCCAUCCCAACAUGCAUCACAACAAUCAACUUUCAUCAUUUUCCACUUCCACCCAAGCUUCCAACGAUUUAGAUCUAUCCACGAAAACAUGCGUUCCGUGCAAUUCCAAGGAAAUGAAACCUAUGACAGAAGAUGCAGCGCAUUCUCUCAUUCCACAGGUUUCCGAGUGGAAUUUGGUAAAUGAAGGCGGUUCUUUGAAACUGACUAGGUCAUGGAAAGUUAAAUCUUUUAACAAAGGAUUGGAAUUUUUCAGAGUUAUAGCUGAUCUUGCUGAAGCUCAAGGUCAUCAUCCUGAUCUUCACCUUGUUGGAUGGAAUAAUGUUACUAUAGAGAUUUGGACUCAUUCCGUUGGUGGGCUGACAGAGAAUGAUUUCAUACUUGCUGCUAAGAUCAAUGAGCUCAAUGUUCACGGCUUACUAAGAAAGAAAGCUUCUGACUGAAUCAUCAAUAUGAAGAAGAAAGUGUAAAUAUUCUAGUUAGUAAGUUUUUACUCCAUUUUUUUCAUUUAAAAAUAAGUAUCGCCUAGAAUUAUUAUCUUCUGUUCCAAUGAUGUUGUUUUUCACUUUUUCAUACUAGUUCAAUGAUACUAAUGUUGUAUUUUUCAUGUGGAAAUGGUUUAAAAAGAAAGAUUCUCGAGCUUA
Lathyrus oleraceus (garden pea) is the source of this 811-nucleotide messenger RNA. RefSeq names its product pterin-4-alpha-carbinolamine dehydratase 2, mitochondrial. Bases 80 to 610 code for a protein of 176 amino acids. Gene Ontology annotation, cellular component: mitochondrion. Gene Ontology annotation, biological process: tetrahydrobiopterin biosynthetic process. The transcript has 6 exons. The record is from RefSeq and is a predicted model, not a curated record. Lineage: Eukaryota; Viridiplantae; Streptophyta; Magnoliopsida; Fabales; Fabaceae. Gene Ontology annotation, molecular function: 4-alpha-hydroxytetrahydrobiopterin dehydratase activity.